Molecule: messenger RNA, 985 nt
Organism: Kogia breviceps (pygmy sperm whale)
Lineage: Eukaryota; Metazoa; Chordata; Mammalia; Artiodactyla; Physeteridae
Gene: RMP24
Product: chromosome 15 C18orf21 homolog
Source: RefSeq, a predicted model, not a curated record
CGUUGGGAAGCCGGUUUCCGGAGUCUCUUUUUGUCACCGGGUCUUAGCGGCGUAGAGGUGGCGGUGGCUAUGAGGCAGAAGCACUACCUUGAGGCUGCGGCGCGGAAACUACAAGAUAGCUGCCCGGGCCAGGCCCGCUAUCUCCUCUGGGCCUACAGUUCGUCACACGAUGAUAAAAGCACUUUUGAAGGAACAUGCCCAUACUGUUUCCAGUUGCUGGUUCAGGAUAAGUCUCGAGUACGUCUCAAACCCAAACCCAAACUGACACCCAAAAUACAGAAACUUCUUAAUCGAGAAGCAAGAAAUUAUACACUCAGUUUUAAAGAAGCAAAAAUUUUGAAAAAGUACAAAGACUCCAAAAGUGUAUUGUUGAUUACUUGUAAAACAUGCAACAGAACAGUUAAACAUCCUGGUAAAAGUAGAAGCUUUCUGUCAACAUUGAAGAGCAAUCCUACCACUCCUGCGAGUAAACUCGGCCUAAAGACCCCAGAGAGACAGACUCUAAGUUCUGCAAAACUAAAUCAUGAUAUGUCUGGUUCCAAAGCCAAGAGCCCAGCAUUGAUUUUCAGAACAGCUACAUCUGGACAGUCAACACCCAUUUGCUCCUCAAAGAAUGUGAGCAAAACAAAGAAACACUUCUCUCAACUAAAAAUGUUGCUUAGUCAGAGUGAAUCUGAAAAGAAUCCAAAGGUGGACUUCAGAAAUUUCUUAUCUUCUUUGUAAAGGAUGGACUAUGAAAAUAAGAAAUGUUUAUUGUAAUUUCUGAAACUAAAGUUAGUCAGCAAACCUGCUUUUUUAAGAACUUAUUUAUUCUUAAAAUACAUGGAAACUAGGGUUCAAGAGCAAACUUUUCUUGGCAUUCUUCAGUGUUUAUGGAGAAAAUACCUCAUUAGAAUGAAAAACUGAAACCUGCCUACCUCACCAGGUGAUUGUGAGGAUCAAAAAUAUAUGAAAGGUCCUUGUAAGUAGUAAAGAUACAUAUGGA